This is a messenger RNA of Rotaria sp. Silwood2, 285 nucleotides long. Lineage: Eukaryota; Metazoa; Rotifera; Eurotatoria; Philodinida; Philodinidae. The record is from the annotation of a GenBank genome assembly.
GCUAUUUAUAAACAAUCAAACCCAUUACCAUUUUGGAAACAUCAUCAGCACAAGUUUCCGUGUUUAUCAUUGCUCAUUCGACGUCUUUUUUCUAUACCAGUUACUUCAGCUGCAGUCGAGCGCUCUUUUUCUGCUGCAGGUUUAGCUGUUACUGAACGUCGUUCUUCUCUUGAUCCUGAUACUGUGAACGACAUUCCUUUUGACAGAUCCAUUCAAAAUCUUCUUGCACAAAAUCCAGAUUUUUUUUCUUCAUACUACUGUCUUUGUGCUCAAUUAUUUAUUUAA